This is a messenger RNA of Heterocephalus glaber (naked mole-rat), 3363 nucleotides long. It is a transcript of the gene Safb2, whose product is annotated as scaffold attachment factor B2. Gene Ontology annotation, biological process: regulation of androgen receptor signaling pathway; regulation of mRNA processing; regulation of transcription by RNA polymerase II. Gene Ontology annotation, cellular component: nucleus. The record is from RefSeq and is a predicted model, not a curated record. Lineage: Eukaryota; Metazoa; Chordata; Mammalia; Rodentia; Bathyergidae. Gene Ontology annotation, molecular function: RNA binding; sequence-specific DNA binding.
GAGUGCGUUUUCCUCUUAGGCGGCGCCAUUUUGUGCUCAGAACCGCUACAGCCGCCGGCGGUGAGGGCGCUAAACCGCGAUAGCGAGGAUGGCGGAACCUCUGGCAGGGUCGGGUGACUCGGGCUCUGGCACGGUUGCUCUGGGUUCGGGCCCCUCGGAGACUGGGACGCGGCGGCUCAGUGAGUUGCGAGUGAUCGACCUGCGGGCGGAGCUGAAGAAGCGGAAUUUGGACACCGGUGGCAACAAGAGUGUCCUGAUGGAGCGGCUCAAGAAGGCGGUUAAGGAAGAAGGGCAAGAUCCGGAUGAAAUUGGCAUUGAGUUGGAAACCACUAGCAAGAAGACAGCAAAGAGAUGUGCUAAAGGGCAAAAGAUGGAGGAUGAAGGCACAGAAGACAACGGCCUGGAAGAAGAUUCUCGAGACGGGCAGGAGGAUGUGGACGUGAGCCUGGAGAACCUGCAGGGCAUGGGCGUGGUGGGCAUGAGCGUGUUAGACGAGGCUGAGGACAGCAGUGCUCCGGACUUCGGGGAGGACGGCGGCGGUGACGACAGCAUUCUCGGUCCCUUGUGUGACAGUAAAGAGUACGUGGCUGCACAGCUGGGACAGCUUCCAGCUCGGCUCUCGGAACACGCUGUGGAUGGGGAAGACUUUGAGAACCCUUUGGAAGCUUCAUCACUGAACUCCAAAGUAACUCCGGAUAUUGAAGAACCUCUCUUGGAGCCAGAAAAUGAGAAAAUACUCGACAUUUUGGGGGAAACUUGUAAAUCUGAGCCAGUAAAAGAAGAAGGUUCCGAGCUGGAGCAGCCAUUUGCACAGGAUACAAGUAGCGUGGGGCCAGACAGGAAGCUGGCGGAGGAAGAGGACCUUUUUGGCAGCGCCCACCCGGAAGAGGAAGAGGAGGAAGAGCAGGAGGAAGAGGAAGAAGAGGAGGAGGAGGAGGGAGAUUUAGAUUUGGCCAGCGAGUCAACGCGCGCUCAGUGGAGCGAGGCAGACACCCUGUUAGCGGUAGUGAAAAGGGAGCCCGUGGAGCAGACAGGCGAAGGCGCGAGGACGGACUGUGAGCCUGUAGGGCUAGAGAAGCCAGUUGAGCAGAGUAGCGCGGCCUCCGAGCUGCCGGAGGCCUCUAGCCAGGAGCUGGCAGAAGCGCCCACGGAAGCCCCGAGCCCGGAGCCCCGAGAUAGCAAGGAAGACGUGAAGAAGUUUGAGUUUGACGCUUGUAAUGAAGUCCCUCCGGCUCCUAAAGAGUCCUCAACCAGUGAGGGCGCUGAUCAGAAAAUGAGCUCCUUUAAGGAAGAAAAAGAUAUAAAGCCAGUCAUUAAAGAUGAAAAAGGCCGUGUCAGCAGCAGCUCUGGGCGGAACCUGUGGGUCAGCGGACUGUCUUCUACCACGCGUGCCACCGACCUCAAGAACCUGUUCAGCAAAUACGGGAAGGUUGUCGGGGCCAAAGUGGUGACCAAUGCCCGCAGUCCUGGGGCCCGGUGCUAUGGGUUUGUCACCAUGUCGACAUCUGAGGAGGCGACCAAGUGCAUCAGCCACCUGCACAGAACUGAGCUGCAUGGAAGGAUGAUCUCGGUGGAGAAGGCCAAAAACGAACCUGCUGGGAAGAAACUGUUGGACAGAAAAGAGUGUGAGGUGAAGAAGGAAAAGUUAUCCAGUGCUGACAGACAUCACCCUGUGGAGGUCAAAAUUGAAAAAACUGUAAUCAAGAAGGAAGAGAAGACUGAAAAAAAGGAGGAGAAGAGGCCGGAAGAUAUUAAAAUGGAAGAAAAAGACCAAGACGAGCUGAAACCAGGGCCUGCAAACCGGUCCAGAGUCACUAAGUCAGGAAGCAGAGGGACAGAGCGGACGGUGGUGAUGGACAAGUCCAAGGGUGAGCCCGUCAUCAGUGUCAAGACCACCAGCAGGUCCAAGGAGAGGAGCUCCAAGAGCCAGGAUCGCAAAUCGGAAAGCAAGGAGAAGAGAGACAUCUUGUCAUUUGACAAAAUCAAAGAGCAGAGGGAGCGAGAGCGGCAGCGGCAGCGGGAGCGGGAGAUCCGGGAGACAGAGCGGCGGCGGGAGCGCGAGCAGCGGGAGCGGGAGCAGCGCCUGGAGGCCUUCCAUGAACGCAAGGAGAAGGCGCGGCUGCAGCGGGAGCGGGUGCAGCUCGAGUGCCAGCGGCAGCGGCUGGAGCGCGAGCGGCUAGAGCGGGAGCGGCUGGAGCGAGAGCGCAUGCGUGUGGAGCGAGAGCGCAGGAAGGAGCAGGAGCGCAUCCACCGGGAGCGCGAGGAGCUGCGGCGCCAGCAGGAGCAGCUGCGCUAUGAGCAGGAGCGGCGGCCUGCACUGAGGCGGCCCUACGACCUGGACAGGCGAGACGACGCUUACUGGCCGGAAGGAAAGCGAGUGGCCCUGGAGGACAGGUACCGCGCUGACUUCCCCCGGCCUGAUCACCGCUUCCACGACUUUGACCACCGAGACCGGGGCCAGUACCAGGACCACAGUGCCGACAGGCUGCUCAUUCUGGGGCUUCGCUGUGAGCAGGAACAAGUGUCCCAUCUGGGACCCUGGUGUGGCCUGCAGGAGCGUCGGAGCCGCGGCUGUGGCUCCAGUGAGCUCUGUUCCUUUUGCAGGAGGGAAGGGUCCAGGCCAGGAAUGGGCGAGCGGGACGGGCAGCACUACUCUGAUGACCGCCACGGCCACGGCCACGGCGGCCCCCCUGAGCACCACAGCCGGGACUCCCGCGAUGGCUGGGGAGGCUAUGCUUCCGACAAGAGGCUGAGUGAAGGCCGAGGGCUGCCCCCACCCCCCAGGGGUGGCCGGGACUGGGCGGAGCACAACCCGCGGCUGGAGGAGCACCCCGUCCGUGCCUGGCAGGGCACCGUGGACGCGGGCGCGGUGGGCCGGGAGCACUCGCGCUGGCCAGGUACGGUGGCCUGCGGAGGCCGCGCCCCGGGCAGGGGACUGGGCAGGGCUUUGCAAGCCGCUUCUCUUGCAGGUGCCGAGCGGGGCCUAUCUGGGCCCUCGGGGCCAGGGCACGCAGCGAGUCGGGGCGGCCUGGCGGGGCGCGGCGGCUUCGCACAGGGCGCACACUCCCAGGGUCACGCGGUGCCGGGCGGCAGCCUGGAGGGCGGCGGAGUGACCAGCCAGGACCGCGGCAGCAGGGUCCCGCACCCCUACCCGCACUUCACCCGCCGCUACUAGAGCGCUGCGCCUGUAGGGGGCGCGCGUAAGCCUGCGCUGGACCGGCCGGGCCCAGCGCCCCCGGCCUGGCCGAACCAAACCGAGGCGCCCCGCGGGGACGCAAGCCGCUCUGCUGCCGGGCUGCAGCUCGGUGCAAUGUGAACUCUUUUUUUAAUAAAUGUGUUCUUGUUCUGCCGUUUCUAAGACAA